AGAGAGAGCACUAAGUUUUUAUCAUCCUUUAUCUGUUUCAAAUGGCUCCAUCUCCAACUGGAAGAACAAGAACAAGGCCAACCAGAAAGACAAGAAGAAGAAAGCAUUUCAAGAAGCGGCAGCUUGUUCAGCACUCCAAGAUCAAUCAAGAAGAAGCAUCGAGAAGUUUGCCUUCAAACUCUUCCACCCCAAGCUGCAAUGAUUUUUCAAAGAUCGGCGACAUAGAUUUUGAUCAGGGUGUUCAUCAUGAAGUCCCCUCAAGCGGCUGCUCCACUCCAAAAGCUCAGAGGUUCAACCAAGGUUUUAUGUCUCAUAUAUCGGGUGGAAGAGGGACCCUUAUGAGACCUGUGACAGUCGAUGCAUAUCUAUUUAGUUUGAUUGAUGAGGAUGCUAAGAGUAUCGAUCCAGGAAAUUUUGAACGCCACUGGGGGGUAUUUACUUAUUAUGGGGUACCAAAAUACCCACUUAACCUUGGUACCACAAAUUCAGGAUCCUUGGUUCCGGCAAGAAAUGUGGACUUCUUGGAUCGCAAGUGGUGUGUGAUGAAGCCAUCGGCUAAACUUGAUGACCCACAAGUGCAACCAAGCGUGAGUUAUGCCUGUGGACGUGCUGAUUGCACUAGCCUUGGCUAUGGGACAUCUUGCGGAAAUUUGGAUGCUCGGGGGAACAUCUCUUAUGCAUUUAACAGUUACUACCAGAGGAAUAAUCAACUUGAUACUGCCUGCAAGUUUCCCAACCUUUCAAUGAUCACUAAAACCGACCCCACGGUUGGAGAUUGUAGAUUUGGGAUAAUGAUCGAACCAUAUUAUGGAGGUGCAGAAAGGACACUUGGAUGUCUCCAAAUGCCACUGACAAACAGCAAAACACAUGCACAUGCAUGA
Carya illinoinensis is the source of this 881-nucleotide messenger RNA. RefSeq names its product glucan endo-1,3-beta-glucosidase 6-like. Bases 42 to 881 code for a protein of 279 amino acids. Gene Ontology annotation, molecular function: hydrolase activity, hydrolyzing O-glycosyl compounds. Gene Ontology annotation, biological process: carbohydrate metabolic process. The record is from RefSeq and is a predicted model, not a curated record. The transcript has a single exon. Gene Ontology annotation, cellular component: plasma membrane. NCBI's taxonomy places the organism in Eukaryota, Viridiplantae, Streptophyta, Magnoliopsida, Fagales, Juglandaceae.